Molecule: messenger RNA, 3392 nt
Organism: Toxorhynchites rutilus septentrionalis
Lineage: Eukaryota; Metazoa; Arthropoda; Insecta; Diptera; Culicidae
Gene: fz
Product: frizzled
Exons: 5
Coding region: 795-2543 (582 amino acids)
Biological process (GO): canonical Wnt signaling pathway; non-canonical Wnt signaling pathway
Cellular component (GO): plasma membrane
Molecular function (GO): Wnt receptor activity; Wnt-protein binding
Source: RefSeq, a predicted model, not a curated record
CCGGGCCGCAUCGCAUUCGCCAUCCCUUCGGUUCAUCGGAACGUGUCCAUUCAGUCACAUUUUAGACGCCAUCGGUUUCGGUCUCAUUUUGAAUCGCGGAGCGGAUGCUGUGUUUUUCUUCGCGCUCUCUAGUUUGUCGCCAAAGUUGUCGAGGAUUGUUUUGAAAAGGGCCGGGGAUAAGGUUUGUGGCAUAAUUUGUGCGGCGUGGCGAAGUUGUGAUAGUGAAUUGAGCGAAGCUUGCGUCGCUGUGGGGCUGUCUGAGGGAAAAACAACGAGAUUGUCUCGUGACAGUCAAGCCCAAGAAGUGUGUGGAAGAGAGAGUGAGGAAUGGGAAAAGUGUCGGCGGCGGAGUGGGAAGCCGUAAUCCAUUGAAAAUAUAAAGUGCAAAGGCUUAACGGGAUUGGUUGGAAAAAGGAGAGCAAAAGAUUCUUGAAGAGGAAUCAUAAGCAAUUGGUGCGAAUUUGUGGCCAAAAGCGAGGAGUGGAAGAAAAGUUGGAAAUUCAAGUUGUGCAGCUGUGUUUGUGUUUCGCGAAAUAAUAUUAAUGUCGGCACGGUAUUGAAAUACAAAAAGAGUAGAAUUUGUCCGGUGCGGGAAAAUGAAGAACGGAAAAAAGUAGGAAAAGAUGUGUGGUGCAGAAAGCAUCGUAAGCUGCGUUGUUUAUCGCCGUCGAUUAUUACCCUCGUCUUUAAAAUGAAGUAAUACAAAACGAACGAGGAAAUUGCGGCUUAUGUGGAGAAGAGUAUAAUGAAGCUAGUGAAAACAAGUGAAGGAGAUCAUAAAGCGGGUGUAAAGAAUGAGCAAAAUGGCAAAUGUGUACUCAGUGUGGAGCCCCAUUGUCCUCCUGGUGCUGGCUUAUGCAAAUGUAGGAUUAACCAUUCAGCAGCAGGAGUCGUACGGUACGCAGGAAAUGACCGGUCUCAGUGCGGACGAGUUUCAGCAUCACAAUCGCUGCGAACCGAUAACGAUUCCCUUUUGCACGGAUAUUCAGUACAACAAGACCAUUAUGCCGAAUCUACUCGGUCAUACCAAGCAGGAGGAAGCGGCUCUGGAGGUCCAUCAGUUUAUUCCGUUGGUCAAAAUUGACUGCAGUCCGGAUCUUAAGUUUUUUCUAUGUUCCCUGUACGCACCGGUUUGCACCAUACUGAGUUAUCCGAUCCCACCGUGUCGGAGUCUGUGCGAAAGUGCACGCGUAUGCGAAAGCAUUAUGCGGACUUUUGACUUCCAGUGGCCGGAGAAUCUCGAGUGCAGCAAAUUUCCGGCCGAUGGCAAAGAGCUGUGCGUGUCGCAGAAUAAUUCCUCCGAGAGUACGCCGAUUCCGCCGAGUGCGAUCCAUACUACCAAGCCGCAGGCUCCAAGGAAAAUCACCCCUCCCAGUGUGCCCCAUCGCGACCUGGGCUUCAUCUGUCCAGUCCAGCUGAAGGCACCGACAAUCAUGGGCUAUCAACUGACGGUCGGCGGGAAGGUUACGAAAGACUGUGGUGCACCCUGCAACUCGAUGUUCUUCUCGGAGAGUGAACGAACCGUGCUCAAGUAUUGGGUCGGCUCGUGGGCAGCCGUAUGCGUGGCAAGCUGCCUCUUCACGGUGCUCACCUUUCUGAUCGACUCCUCGCGCUUUCGCUAUCCGGAGCGGCCGAUCGUGUUCCUAGCGAUCUGCUAUCUGAUCGUGGGCUGUGCCUACGUGGCGGGCCUCGGUGCCGGCGAUUCGGUAGCGUGCCGGGAAGCGUUUCAGCCGCACAUUAAACUGGGCCGGAUGCAGAUGCUGUCGACCAUCACGCAGGGUCACCGCCAGUCAACAUCGUGCACGAUACUGUUUAUGGCGCUUUACUUCUGCUGUAUGGCCGCUUUCGCCUGGUGGGCAUGUCUGGCACUGGCCUGGUUCCUCGCCGCCGGCCUCAAGUGGGGUCACGAAGCGAUCGAGAACCGGUCCCAUCUGUUCCAUCUGGUGGCGUGGGCCAUACCCUCGGUGCAGACGAUUUUCGUGCUCGCACUCGGCAAGGUGGAAGGUGAUGUCCUGUCCGGGGUUUGCUUUGUUGGCCAGCUGGACACCCACUCGCUGGCCAUGUUUCUGCUGAUUCCACUGUGCAUCUAUCUGUCGCUGGGGGCAAUUUUCCUGCUGGCAGGGUUUGUGUCCCUCUUUCGCAUCCGGACCGUCAUGAAGCACGACGGCACCCGGACCGAUAAGCUGGAGCGACUGAUGCUGCGGAUUGGGUUCUUCAGUGGACUGUUCAUCCUGCCGGCGUUGGGCUAUUUGGGGUGUUUGUUCUAUGAGUACUACAAUUUCGACGAUUGGAUGAUUCAGUGGAAUCGAAAGAUGUGCAAAGUGUUCUCGAUUCCAUGCCCGGCUGUUAAGUACAACAGCAGCAUGAAUCCGGAGGAGGAGAAGCCCAUCUUCCACAUCUACAUGGCGAAGUACGUGUGCUCGAUGCUGGUCGGGGUUACGUCCAGUGUUUGGCUGUGGUCCGGCAAAACCGUGGUAAGUUGGAGACAGUUUGCAGAGCGAUUACAAGGCAAGGACAGCCGGAGCCGAGGGGCGUAUGUUUAGUAGUCAUUCGGAAUGAUCGAUAUGUGGAAUCAACCCGCCGCGAAAGAACGUCACAGUUGAGUACGAAGAGUUCCGCAAGUUGUCACACCUGGCUUCUCGGUGAUCAGCUCGCUCUCAAUGAAACCAAAUCAAAAAUAAUCGUUUAUUUGUGUAGAGCAGCAUGAUAGAUUUUUUAGAUUCACGAUAGAAAGCAUCUAAUCAAAAUAAGGUGUUAGAACUUUUACCCUCUAGAGAAUAUAUCGGUAGUUGUCUGAAGUAUCCGCCUCCCUUUAGGGGAUAAAAAUGCUAUUAGACUCUUGCUUCGGUUCUAUACCCGCAAGCGAGACGUUUUUUUCAUUGUUUCAUUCCGACGUUCGUUCGAACGAACAAUGCCAAAUGUGUAGAGAGUUCAACAAUUUUCUGUUGAGAAAAAUAAUACUAGCCUUUAGUUUUGUAAGUUGAAUUUUAGUCAAGAGCUACUUAAGUGAUUGUUAGGUACCGAACUCGUUAUCUCUGACACGUGCACUCAGUUUUUUACCUCUAGUUGAUAGGAUUGUGUUACUUAAGGUGAUCAAACUGUGUCAUAUUAAUAGACUGCGAUUGAAACGAACAAAAAAAAAAGAUAAAGCGAGAAAAAGAAAUAAUUUCUAUGUUAAAGCGAUUGUAUAAAGAAUAUCUGUAAUUAUAUAUACACACAUACAAACCUAGGCUACUAGUUGAUGACCACGCCGCGAAUCUUUUUUUGAGCGAAGCCCAAUCCAUUUGGGAAAUUAUACACCGUGUUGGUAUUACUCGUGGAAUCACCCGCUGAAGACCCCAUCAACUUAUUAAUAAACCAUUUCAAAGAGAACGAAAAACGCGUAGCGCUCU